Solanum dulcamara is the source of this 735-nucleotide messenger RNA. RefSeq lists its product as uncharacterized. The record is from RefSeq and is a predicted model, not a curated record. NCBI's taxonomy places the organism in Eukaryota, Viridiplantae, Streptophyta, Magnoliopsida, Solanales, Solanaceae. The transcript is spliced from 3 exons. The coding region runs from base 27 to 413 and encodes 128 amino acids.
AUGAUGUCAAGCAUCCUGUUAAUAACAUGUUGAGCAUGGAUGGCAUAGAAAGUGAUGGCAAAGAUGUCAAUGAAUCAAGUUUUGGGAUCGAUUCACUUGUUCAUAAUCUGAUUGUCACUGAUAUUAUAUCAAGUGCUACAAAACCUGCAGUACCACAAGAACCUCAAUCAAGCUUUGUAUUUGAGACAGCUUCAAAAUCAGAGCCAACAGUACCCAAUGAAGCUCAUGAAGUGAUAGCGAAAGUGGAAAACAAAGAUUCUGAAAAUCAAUUCAUAUAUCCAGUGCCUCUUCAAAUUUUGCACCCUGCGAAUGUUAUAAAUCAGUCUAAGCUUGAAUUGGACGAUGAACUGUUACCAAAUUUGAAUAAUAUAAAGGAAAUCAUCAUACCAAAAAUCACUACCAAGGAAGAUUAGAGCACAAAGGUUGAUCAGACCACCAUAACUGAUGAUCAGACACCUUUACCAUUGUGUAGGAUCAGACGUCCAGGUCCUUUCAAUACGUCUCCUUAUCUCACACCAUUUGGAUCAUCUGCUGGUUUUGUACUUUUCUCCUUAAUCUUUGUACGUAUUAAAUAAUUUACACACAUAAAUAGAACAUUCGGCAUACAUAGUAUUAACUUAGCAGGUAGUUCAUCAAUAGAGCCUCACAUUUUUGAAUUGAAACAUCCUUUCAUUUUCGAUCUUAUCUCCAACGAUCAUUAUACAAUUUUGUGGGAUGCAUAUCGUACAUGGGUCA